Molecule: messenger RNA, 549 nt
Organism: Physeter macrocephalus (sperm whale)
Lineage: Eukaryota; Metazoa; Chordata; Mammalia; Artiodactyla; Physeteridae
Gene: NPVF
Product: neuropeptide VF precursor
Exons: 2
Coding region: 1-549 (182 amino acids)
Biological process (GO): negative regulation of gonadotropin secretion; neuropeptide signaling pathway
Molecular function (GO): signaling receptor binding
Source: RefSeq, a predicted model, not a curated record
AUGGAAAUUAUUUCAUCAAAACAAUUCAUUUUACUGACUUUAGCCACUUCAAGCUUAUUAACGUCAAACAGCUUCUGUUCAGAUGAAUCAAUGAUGCCCAAUCUUCACAGCAAAAAGAAUUAUGACAAAUAUUCUGAGCCUAGAGGAGAUCUCCCCUGGGAAAAAGAAAGAAGUCUCAAUUUUGAAGAGUUAAAAGACUGGGGUCCAAAAAACGUCAUUAAGAUGAGUACACCUGCAGUCAACAAAAUGCCACCCUCAGUAGCCAACUUGCCACUGAGAUUUGGGAGGACCAUGGAAGAAGAAAGAAGCACUGGGGCAAUGUCCAACCCGCCUCUGAGAUUUGGAAGCAAUACAGAGGACAGCAUCUCGAGACGUGUUCCUAAUCUGCCCCAAAGGUUUGGGAGAACAACAGUAGCCAAAAGUGUCACCAAGAUACUGAAUGAUUUGCUCCAACAAUCCAUGCAUUCACCAUCUGCCAAUGGGUUACUUUACUCCGUGACCUGCCAGCCCCAAGAAAUCCAGAAUCCUGAUCAAAAGAACCUAAGGUAA